Messenger RNA from Jaculus jaculus (lesser Egyptian jerboa), 2625 nucleotides. RefSeq names its product complement C2 (gene C2). NCBI's taxonomy places the organism in Eukaryota, Metazoa, Chordata, Mammalia, Rodentia, Dipodidae. Gene Ontology annotation, molecular function: serine-type endopeptidase activity. The transcript has 18 exons. Bases 90 to 2354 code for a protein of 754 amino acids. The record is from RefSeq and is a predicted model, not a curated record. Gene Ontology annotation, cellular component: extracellular region. Gene Ontology annotation, biological process: complement activation; proteolysis.
CAGCUGCUGCUGACCUAGGUCUGGUUUUCGGGAAGUCAGGUGACCCUGUCGGUCUGCUGGCUCUCAGCGCUGCCUGCCCUGGGGUGGACAUGGGCCCGCUGCUGGCUCUCCUCUGCCUGCUGCCCCUCCGCCCAGGACUGGCAGCUCCCUCCUGCCCUCAGAAUGUGAACAUCUCCGGUGGCACUUUCACCCUCAGCCGUGGCUGGGCUCCGGGGAGCCUCCUCACCUACUCGUGCCCCCGCGGCAGUUACCCGUCGCCCGCCUGGAGACUGUGCACGAGCAGCGGGCGGUGGCAGACCCCGAAACCCACCCUGCGCUCCGCGGGGCUCGGCAAGGCGGUCUGCAGACCUGUUCGCUGUCCUGCCCCUACUUCCUUUGAGAAUGGCAUGUACACCCCUCGGAUGGGCUCGCAUCCUGUGGGUAGCAACCUGACCUUCGAGUGUGAGAAUGGCUACGUGUUGCGGGGCUCAGCUGUGCGGCACUGUCGCCCCAACGGCAUGUGGGAUGGAGAGACGGCGGUGUGUGACAAUGGAGCUGGCCACUGCCCCAACCCGGGCAUUUCGGUGGGUGCCGUGCGGACAGGCCUGCGAUUCGGCCCUGGGGACAAGGUCAGCUACCGCUGCUCCUCCAGCCUGGUGCUGACGGGCUCUGCGGAGCGGGAGUGCCAGAGCAACGGGGUCUGGAGUGGCACGGAGGCCACCUGCCGCCAACCGUACUCUUAUGACUUCCCCGAGGACGUGGCCCCCGCCCUGGGCACCUCCUUCUCCAACGUGCUGGGAGCCACCAACCCCACCCAGAGGAGGAAGGAAAACCUGGCCCGUAGGAUACAAAUCCAGCGUUCUGGCCACCUGAACCUCUAUCUGCUGCUUGACGCCUCUCAGAGUGUGUCGGAAGCUGACUUUAACAUCUUCAAGAACAGCGCCUCCCUCAUGGUGGACAGGGUCUUCAGCUUUGAGAUCAAUGUCAGUGUCGCCAUCAUUACCUUUGCAUCUAAGCCCAAAACCAUCUUGUCUGUCUUGAGUGAGCGGUCCCGGGAUGGGGUCGAGGUGACCAGCAGUCUGGAGGAUGCCAGCUAUAAAGAUCACGUCAAUGGAACUGGGACCAACACCUACGAGGCCCUAAACAGCGUCUACUUGAUGAUGAAUAACCAAAUGCAGCGACUGGGCAUGGAAACCUCGGCCUGGCAGGAGACCCGCCAUGCCAUCAUCCUGCUGACUGAUGGGAAGUCCAAUAUGGGCCAGUCUCCCAAGCUAGCAGCCGACAACAUCAGAGAGAUUCUGAACAUCAACCGGGAUAGGAUGGACUAUCUGGACAUCUACGCCAUCGGGGUGGGCGGUGUGGAUGUGGACUGGCGAGAACUGAAUGAGCUGGCAUCCAAGAAGGAUGGCGAGCGGCACGCCUUCGUGCUGCAGGACGCGCGGGCCGUGCAGCAGGUCUUCGAGCACAUGCUGGAUGUCUCCCAGCUCACAGACACCAUUUGUGGGGUAGGGAACCUUUCUACCAAUGCCUCUGACCAGGAGAGGACACCUUGGCAUGUCACUUUUAAGCCCCACCACAAAGAGACCUGCCGGGGAGCCCUCAUCUCUGACCAGUGGGUCCUAACGGCAGCCCACUGCUUCCACCACACCAAGGAGGAGGACCGCCCAAUGUGGAGGGUCACUGUGGGGGAUCCUAGUUCCAAUAGGGGCAAAGAGUUCCUUGUGGAGAGGGCGGUGAUCCACCCAGGGUUUGAUGUCCAUGCGAAGAGGAACCAGGGAAUCCUGGAGUUCUAUGGUGAUGACAUCGCCCUGCUGAAACUGGACCAGAAAGUGAAGAUGUCCAGCCAUGCCAGGCCCAUCUGCCUCCCUUGCACCAUGGAGGCCAAUAUGGCUCUGCGGAGACCCCCAGGCAGCACGUGUCGGGACCAUGAGGCAGAACUUCUGAACCAACAGAGCAUCCCCGCUAAUUUUGUGGCCUUGGAUGGGCACAAGCUGAACGUCAACCUCCAGAUGGGACCCAAGUGGACAGGCUGUAUUCAGGCUCUCUCUCAAGACAAAAAAGCAUUCCCUAACCUGACAGAUGUUACAGAGGUGGUGACAGACCAGUUCCUCUGCAGCGGGAUGGAGAAGGAUGACAAUCCUUGCAAAGGGGAAUCUGGUGGUGCCGUGUUCCUCCAGCGGAGGUUCAGGUUUUUCCAGGUAGGCCUGGUGAGCUGGAGUCUUUAUGACCCUUGUGUGGCCUCCGGCAAGAACUCCCGCAGAAAGCCGCCCCCUGGGGCCCUGCCUCCUCCCAGAGACUUCCACAUAAACCUCUUCCGCCUGCAACCCUGGCUGAGGCAGCACCUGGACAGCACCCUGAACUUUUUACCCCUCUGAUCAUGACCACCAACCCUCAUCUCCUACCUCUGAGCGCCCACCCUCAGAGCUCUGUGUCCUAUCUUCACCCCUAGCAUAAACCCUAGAGAAGUCCAGAGACAAGCAACGCAAGCUGGGGAAUCCCCAGGGCUGUGCCAAGUGCUGGCUGCCCCAUCCCCCUGCCCCAACUAUGGGCACAUUCCUUAACCAGUGAGUGAGUGACUCACCCUACUUUCACUUUUGCACGGAAUUUCCCAGUUAUGAAACUAAUUAAAAAAAUCAGCAAUUUCCA